GCCGUGGAGCGUUUGCAGCAGCAUCGUGUUCUCUUUGGUCUGGACGCGUCUUUAGCAACCGAGAUACUGGCUAUUCUGGCUAUUCUCCCCAGGCGUGACCUGACAUCGUCACUUCCCCUACUUCGUGUCUCCCCCAGGCCAUGCCGCCCGAUCUCAACUCGCUGCCCCCAUCCCGUUCCGCGUCCACUUCCCCGCGUCUCCAUCGGCUUCCCCCGACUUUAUCCGAUCCCUUGUCGUCGCAGCAUCCCCAGCCGGGUGUGGUUAAUAUGAACAACGGCUCCUCCAACACUCAUAACAACACCAUUGUCACUGACCUGCCUCAUCGGCCUUCCCACAGUCAUCGCACAAGCAUGACAGGCUCGGAACGUCGCCGGUCCGGUCCCCUCACGAUCCUGAACAAUGGCAGCGCCAACGCUAGUGACUCGGCCUCCGGGGAACCGCCUCUCGCCCCUCUCGACCAUCGGACUUCCUUGGGCCACAAUGUGUUUCGUGGAGGCAGCCCGACCGUUGCCGCUGGGGACCCGCACCAUCAGCGUGCGCCGUCGCUGGGGGAGUUGCACCAGGAGCUAGAACAGGAGCAAGAAGCACAAGUGAAUCGGCUUUUGCACAUGAUCCGAAGCCAGCAAGCCCAGCUGCAGCAACUUCAACAGCAACACCAUCACUCGCAGGCGGUGGUCGACGACCCGAGUCCGCCGUCGGAACGUCUGACCCCAUUUCCCCCCAUCCCCCCCGCCCCGGUCCCCGCAACCAGCAGCCGGGCAUCCACCCAAAUCACUUCGUCCUUGUCUAGCCGGCGACCCUCCCGGCCCUCCAGUCAAACCGCUUCGCCCAAUCUCCGACCGCAGAUCGAUCCAUCGCGCGGCCUGGAGGGUCCUGAUUUGGCAGCGAGCAUCGUCGACAACCCAGUCCGGCGGGGGAGCAGGGAUGAGAGCGCAUUCUACCAAGCCGAAGCAGCGAUGUUGACGCGCGAGAACCAAAUGCUCCGACAGCGAAUACGCGAAUUAGAACGCCAGGUUGGUGAAUUGACGGCUGAUGCGCGGUCGAGUGCGAUCCCCGCGACUCCUGCCGCACAAGGAACCGAACCCGCUGAUCACCAGGUGUCUGUGGGAGUGGGAUCGGCGACCGAGUCGUCAGACAAGACAUGAUUGACUGCGGCAUACCAGCCACAUGGAAGCCUCUGACUGCGAGGACUGUUCUCCAGAUCUGCAGCGAUCGGCACAUUCUCGUGACCGGUG
This is a messenger RNA of Aspergillus heteromorphus CBS 117.55, 1235 nucleotides long. RefSeq lists its product as uncharacterized. The record is from RefSeq and is a predicted model, not a curated record. The coding region runs from base 141 to 1145 and encodes 334 amino acids. NCBI's taxonomy places the organism in Eukaryota, Fungi, Ascomycota, Eurotiomycetes, Eurotiales, Aspergillaceae. The transcript is spliced from 3 exons.